This is a messenger RNA of Fonsecaea erecta, 1665 nucleotides long. RefSeq names its product Sugar transporter STL1. Lineage: Eukaryota; Fungi; Ascomycota; Eurotiomycetes; Chaetothyriales; Herpotrichiellaceae. Gene Ontology annotation, molecular function: carbohydrate:proton symporter activity. Gene Ontology annotation, biological process: transmembrane transport; carbohydrate transport. Gene Ontology annotation, cellular component: membrane. The record is from RefSeq and is a predicted model, not a curated record. The transcript has 2 exons. Bases 1 to 1665 code for a protein of 554 amino acids.
AUGGCGUGCCCUCCUGGCAAGGGAGUUUUGCUCUUGCUCAAUGUCGUUAGCGCCGUCGCCCUGAUCUACGAGGGAUACAACCAAGGCGUCUACGGCAGUGUUUCUGGAACCCCGGGCUUCAUCGCCAUGUCCGGCAUCGGUUUUGGCAGCACCGUUACCCAAACCACAAAGCAAGGCGGUCUUGCUGCAGCAUACUACUUUGGAGCGAUUUUCGGGGCCUUUAUUGGUGGAUGGCUUGGCGACAAGCUGGGAAGGAAGAAAGGUGCUUUCAUUGGCGCUCUUCUCUCCCUUUUGGGAUCCGCCCUGCAAUGUGGCUCGAUCAACUCCAAUAUGUUCAUAUGCGCUCGAGUCAUCUCGGGGCUCGGCAUCGGCUUCGUCAAUAACAUCAUUCUCUCUUGGGUGUCGGAAUUGACUCAGGCCCACGACCGAGGAUCGACUUUCUCUCUGGUCUUUGUCUCAAACUUUCUCGGUAUUUUCCUCGCCAACUGGAUCAAUUUCGGAAUCCGCAACAGCAACAACGAGUUUAAAUGGCGAUUUCCUCUCGGCUUCAUGUGCGUUCCCAUGUUUAUCGUCGCCGUGGCUAUCCCCUUCGUCCCAGAAUCUCCCAGAUGGCUCAUGGCACAUCAUCGCAAAUCGGAGGCCAUUGACAUCCUGUGCAAGAUCCGUGGUGACAAAGAUGCCUCGGACCCAGAAAUCGUCAGAGAGCUCGAAUUGAUCAACGCCGUCGUCGAGGCAUCUUACCACAAACGAAACAACUACGUCAACAUUGCUCUCGGAGGGCGUUACUCUGGCAAGCUCCACCUUGGCCGGCGCGCUGUCCUUGGGUUAGCUCUUCAGCAGAUCCAGCAAUGGACUGGUAUUCUGGUUAUGGUCUCCUGGGCCACCAAACUCUUUGAACUUGCCGGCUUCGACCCCCACAAGGCUUCUUGGAUGUCCGGCCUGUUGAAUACCUUCGGUGUCAUCGGUACCGCAGCGGCAUCCCUCGUCAUUGAUCGCAUGGGCCGUAGGAUGUGUCUCCAGGCUUCCUUCUUGAUUCAGGGUGUAUCGCUGUUCCUGGUAGCCGCCCUCAUCAAAACCUCUCAGGACCGAGUCACAUCCAACCCCUCAGAAUCCCAGGCUCUCGGAACUGCGGCAUCUUCCUUCACCUUCACCUUCGUCUUCUUCUUCACCAUGUUCAACAUCGUGCCGUGCUGGAUUUACGGCACUGAGAUCUGGCCUCAAGAAGUCCGCGCGAAAGGCUACUCUUUCACUAUCCUGGGCUGGGCGAUUGGCUGUGGAACGACAACCUUUGUCAUCCCCAUCAUGCUUUCUCACAUCGGAUGGUGGUCCUUCAUCUUCUUCGGCUGCAUGAACUUUGUGGUCAUGCCCAUCAUCCACCUCUUCUACCCGGAGACCGGAGGCCGCUCCCUCGAAGAAGUCGACCUCCUCUUCGCCAGCGACUCCCCACUGGUGGGCAAGAACAUGGCCGAGUAUAACCGCCGCGUUGCCGAGGCUGGUGGUAACAUUGCGGUCGCUGCCAGGAAGCUCCUUGAUGAAGUCGAUGGCGAAGACCAUUUGGAUCCGAGACGGGUUUCACUUAGCGCCGUUGAAGACGGCAAUGGUUAUGUCAAGACUGACGCUGAGAAUGGUCAUAUUGAGUCUUCGAUUGAGAAGUCGUCGUUGUGA